GCAUGGCCUGUGGUAUCAGAAUGCGAUUCCAUGUCUGCUUGUUGGCACUGGAUACCUAUCGACGGUGACAUAGCAUAUGCGGGCGGGGUGUGCGGUCCGACGAUAUCUUCUUGAACAGCCUCCGUCUCGUCACAAAGUGUCGGCGUGGCCGCAGUGGGCGCCAAAAGAUACUGUAUGGAGGUUCGAGAAGGCAUUGCUAUCGGAUGGUUUGCUGAGUAUGUUGUUCGAUGCUGGACUUUGCUGGAGCAGGAUGUGAAGUACGUGACUGAGGAGAUCCGCACUACUUAUGUCGAUGAUUCAAACUGCGCACCUGUUGCUCUUCGCCAAAUUAGGCAUGCCAAACUUGCGCAGGUGGUGCCGAGUACAGGUCGUCAAUGGUCGUCACGGCCGUGGAGAUGGCUGUUGAUUUUCGUGCCAGCUUGCACGAGUCCGCGUGUCGGACAAGGAUUCGGGUCGGCGAAGCGGAAGCGCCGUAGGCGAUGGGCGGGGGAUGAUACCUGGCCAAUGGCUAGAAUAUUGUGAAGCUCUGCCAACACGAAGAUGAGUGUAAG
Molecule: messenger RNA, 551 nt
Organism: Colletotrichum godetiae
Lineage: Eukaryota; Fungi; Ascomycota; Sordariomycetes; Glomerellales; Glomerellaceae
Exons: 1
Source: RefSeq, a predicted model, not a curated record